This is a messenger RNA of Gastrolobium bilobum, 1253 nucleotides long. RefSeq names its product isoflavone reductase-like protein. The transcript has 5 exons. The record is from RefSeq and is a predicted model, not a curated record. Bases 107 to 1033 code for a protein of 308 amino acids. Gene Ontology annotation, molecular function: oxidoreductase activity. NCBI's taxonomy places the organism in Eukaryota, Viridiplantae, Streptophyta, Magnoliopsida, Fabales, Fabaceae.
UGUCCUACAAAUACCAGCAAACUUAUCCCUUUAAUCUGCACACGCACAAAAUCAAAAACUCACUGCUUGUUUUGAUUUCAACUUUGAAAUUUUAUUCAUUGAAUCCAUGGCAGAGAAGAGCAAAAUCCUAGUCCUCGGAGGCACAGGAUACAUUGGAAAAUUCUUAGUCGAGGCAAGCGCAAAAGCAGGACACCCAACCUUUGCCUUGGUCAGGGAGAGCACUGUUUCUCAUCCUGACAAAUCAAAGCUUAUCGAGAGCUUCAAGAGCUCCGGAGUUACCUUGCUUUAUGGUGAUCUAACUGAUCAUGCAAGCCUUGUCAAGGCAAUCAAGCAAGUUGAUGUUGUGAUCUCUACUCUAGGUGGAGCUCAGAUACAUGACCAAUUGAAGCUCAUAGCAGCAAUAAAAGAAGCUGGAAACGUCAAGAGGUUCCUCCCAUCUGAGUUUGGGUUUGACGUUGACCGUCACCAUGCUGUUGAGCCAGUGGCCAGCUUUUUUGGGGUAAAAGCGAUGAUCCGAAGGGCAAUUGAAGCUGAAGGAAUUCCUUACACUUACAUAUGUUCUAAUGCUUUUGCCGGUUACUUCUUACCCACACUUGGACAGCAAAAUGUCACUGCUCCUCCCCGGGAUAAGGUUGUCAUUCUUGGAGAUGGAAAUGUCAAAGUUAUUUAUGUCAAGGAGGAGGAUAUUGGGACUUAUACCCUCAAAGCAGUGGAGGACCCAAGAACCUUGAACAAAAUUCUGUACCUGAGACCCCCCGGUAAUAUUUUGACCUUCAACGAGCUUGUCUCCUUGUGGGAGAACAAGAUCAAGAGCACCCUUGAGAAAAUUUAUGUUCCAGAGGAACAACUUCUUAAGAGCAUCCAGGAGACUCCUUUCCCUGGGAACUUGAUGAUGGCUUUAGGCCACUCAAUGAUGGUAAAGGGGGAUUGUACAAACUAUGAGAUUGACCCUUCUGUCGGGUUGGAAGGUUCUGAACUUUAUCCUGAGGUCAAACACAUCACCGUCGACAACUAUUUGAAUGCGUUUGUCUGAAAUCUAGGGAAUGUGUUAUUGCCAAUAUGUAAAUGGCUCCACCCCCAAGUCAAUAAAACCAGAGCAUCUUGAGUUUAAUUGGUCGAGAGUUUGUACUUUGUCUUUCCGUUGUACUUACGUGCUUGAGUUGUUGUCAAGACUAUCCUUCCAUUUUUUACUUUUCUUAGCUUUAUGUUGUUCGAAAGUUCUUCUAAUAUUGAAGUUUUAUCACAAUUUGUUU